Eufriesea mexicana is the source of this 1171-nucleotide messenger RNA. RefSeq names its product sulfatase-modifying factor 1. Lineage: Eukaryota; Metazoa; Arthropoda; Insecta; Hymenoptera; Apidae. Gene Ontology annotation, molecular function: formylglycine-generating oxidase activity. The record is from RefSeq and is a predicted model, not a curated record. Gene Ontology annotation, biological process: protein oxidation. The transcript is spliced from 4 exons. Gene Ontology annotation, cellular component: endoplasmic reticulum. Bases 65 to 1171 code for a protein of 368 amino acids.
UUUAUAACUUUUGUUAAGCAAUUUAAAUUAAUUUAUUGAUUUUGUGUAUAUUCCUAAUGUUAAAAUGAAAAGUUCGAUAAAGACAACUCUGAAAAAAUCAACGAAGUUGCUUACUUUCGUAAGCGUAAUUGUUGUUAUAUUGUGUUCUACAGCGGGAAGCUCUGAAAUGGAUGAUUCAAAUAAAGAAUAUCUUCAUUGCGGUAAUCGAAACUUUGACAGACAAAGCAGCAUAAAGAGCUACCAAAAGAAAGAAACGCGAGAUUCUUGUUCAGCAAAUGAUGAUCUUCGCGUAUUUGCAAAGAGUCUGAAUCGGAUAGAUCGUUUAAAAAAUAUGGUUAAAAUAGCGGCGGGCACCUUUGCAAUCGGUACAAACGAUCCAGUUUUUAUUGCCGAUGGCGAAGGACCAAAGCAACAAAUAUUCCUAGAUAAUUUUUAUAUAGAUAAAAUGGAAGUGAGUAAUCGUGAUUUUGCAAGGUUUGUUGACGUUACCAAUUAUCGAACAGAAGCUGAAAAAUUCGGGGAUUCGUUUGUAUUUAGAGGUCUUUUAGAAGAAAAAUUUGGAACAAACGUAACGCUUGUUGCUCAAGCUCCUUGGUGGGUACAAAUAAAAAAUGCAAAUUGGCGACGUCCAGAAGGUCCUAGCUCCGAUAUAAAAAAUAGGAUGGAUCAUCCUGUUGUUCAUGUAUCAUGGAAUGACGCUACCGCGUAUUGCAAAUGGUUAGGAAAGAGAUUACCAACCGAAGCCGAAUGGGAAGUUGCAUGUCGAGGCGGAUUAUCGGAUAGAUUGUAUCCAUGGGGAAAUAAAUUGAUUCCUAAUGGUCAAUACAGAGCAAACACAUGGCAAGGUGACUUCCCAAAUAGUAAUAGCAAAGAGGAUGGAUAUGAAAGUACAUCGCCUGUUACAGAAUUCCCGCCAAAUAAAUAUGGAUUAUAUAACAUGAUAGGAAAUGUUUGGGAAUGGACGUUUGAUUGGUGGACGAUCGAAGCAACAACACGAGGCGGCCCAACUAAUCCUACUGGCCCACCUCGCGGUACAGACAAAGUAAAGAAAGGUGGUUCCUAUCUUUGUCAUAAGAGCUAUUGUUUUAGAUAUAGAUGCGCUGCACGAAGUCAAAAUACUCCUGACACGACAGCUGGAAAUCUUGGUUUCAGGUGUGCGUUGUCGGCUUGA